Symphalangus syndactylus (siamang) is the source of this 918-nucleotide messenger RNA. Its product is annotated as olfactory receptor 9G1. Gene Ontology annotation, biological process: G protein-coupled receptor signaling pathway. The record is from RefSeq and is a predicted model, not a curated record. Gene Ontology annotation, molecular function: olfactory receptor activity; G protein-coupled receptor activity. NCBI's taxonomy places the organism in Eukaryota, Metazoa, Chordata, Mammalia, Primates, Hylobatidae. Gene Ontology annotation, cellular component: membrane.
AUGCAGAGGAGCAAUCACACAGUGACUGAGUUCAUCCUGCUGGGCUUCACCACAGAUCCAGGGAUGCAGCUGGGCCUCUUCAUGGUGUUCCUGGGUGUGUACUCUCUCACUGUGGUAGGAAAUAUCACCCUCAUCAUGUUGAUCUGUAAUGACUCCGGCCUCCACACACCCAUGUAUUUUUUCAUUGGAAAUCUGUCGUUUCUGGAUCUCUGGUAUUCUUCUGUCUACACCCCAAAGAUCCUAGUGACCUGCAUCUCUGAAAACAAAAGCAUCUCCUUUGCUGGCUGCCUGUGUCAGUUCUUCUUCUCUGCCGGGCUGGCCUAUAGUGAGUGCUACCUGCUGGCUGCCAUGGCUUAUGACCGCUACGUGGCCAUAUCCAAGCCCCUGCUUUAUGCUCGGGCCAUGUCCAUAAAGCUGUGUGCAUUGCUGGUAGCAGUCUCAUAUUGUGGUGGCUUUAUUAACUCUUCAAUCAUCACCAAGAAAACGUUUUCCUUUAACUUCUGCCGUGAAAACAUCAUUGAUGACUUUUUCUGUGAUUUACUUCCCUUGGUGAAGCUGGUCUGUGGCGAGAAGGGCGGCUAUAAGGUUCUGAUGUACUUCCUGCUGGCCUCCAAUGUCAUCUGCCCUGCGGUGCUCAUCCUGGCCUCCUACCUCUUUAUCAUCGCCACUGUCUUGAGGAUCUCCUCCUCCCAGGGCCGCCUGAAAGCCUUCUCCACAUGCUCCUCCCACCUGACCUCUGUCACUUUAUACUAUGGCUCCAUUCUCUACAUCUAUGCUCUCCCUAGAUCUAGCUAUUCUUUUGAUAUGGACAAAAUAGUUUCUACAUUUUACACUGUGGUAUUCCCCAUGUUGAAUCCCAUGAUCUACAGCCUAAGGAAUAAGGAUGUGAAAGAAGCUCUGAAAAAACUCCUCCCGUAA